CUAGAACGAGGCCAGUUUAGAACCACCAAUUUCAUUUCUUAGCAGGACCCUCUUUCAAGUGGCUAAGGCUCACUCCAGGUUGGCAGUCCAUCUAUCACUCGUUUCCUUCAUAAAUAUUAAAACAAACACUUCAUCUUCAUCUUCAUCUUCAUCUUCAUUCUCUAGUCUCCACCUCUCCACUGUCCAGACCAACCAAUCCAUUAUCAAAACAUGGAUUUGUGGUCAUGGAUAUGUGAACUCCCAAGCUCGGAUGAGUGGGUCGAGUCAAACUCCCCACUCGUCUUCAAGCUCGCGAUCGAGGAAGAUGCCAAACACAACACCCAGAAAUUGAUUCUUUUCCAAGCAGAACGAACUUCAGGUUCCAACACAGAAGCUCUUGUGACUUUCUCAAUUUCCCUUGAGGGAUUCUACUACCCUUCCCAAAACCCAAACAAAACCCUGUGGGUAUCAGACCCUUGUCCACUCUCCGCAGACAAGCCCUUCCUCCCACUUCUCCUGCAACUCCUCCAAGAAAUCAUAGCCCGCGCACCUAUAGCGUACGAUACCACUUGCCCCCGCUCCCAAUUGCAGAAGCUCAAACCAGAACCGGUUUCGUGGAUUCUCGACUCUCACUCUCCCGAGUCGUUCUCCACCUUCUUCAACCUGGUCUUCCUCUGCCGUCUCUUCUGGCUCUGCGUAUGUGAUGCCCCUGCAGAAGCCGGCUCCCUCUACAUGGAAUCCUUGCUGGGUCCGAACCUAAGCGCUUUAUCUACCUGUAAGCAUGUACUGAGAACUUUCUUGACUUCGAUAGGAGUGGACGGAGAACUGUGCUUCAUGCACACCCUUGGGUACAUGUUAGCCAAGUGGCUGAUCUUAAGAGGAGAAGCAGUAGCAGUAAAUUCUCAAUCACCGUACAAGAACAACCUGCGCCUGGGGUUCUCGUACGCCACUGAAUCUCACGGGCUCUGGUCCUUGAAGGGAUACGCUCCGGUGUUAUCGAUGACCCGUAUUGGUGGCUCCGAUCAUGAUCAGUAUCCGGUGCUGAAGGGGAAGGACUUCGUUCUAACGUACGCACUGGCGCAUCAGCAACUGGAGGCCGUUAUCCAGCUGGAGUACACGGUGGAGUUUCAUGAGGGCUUUAUCCAGGUGACCGCACGUGUCGACAACCUACGCUUCCACGUAUCCAAGCUGAGUUUCAGCACGAACGAUAACAGUAACGGUAACUACGAUGAGGAGAGGCAUUUCCCGUCGAGGAUACGAGUAUGGGUUGGACCGGAGAUCGGGGCAACCUACGUGGCUGGGCUGAGCCUGGGCCGGUCCACGGACAACCCGGAGAGAGAAGUGAAGACGCAGAAGGUCGUGAAGGGCAAUUUCGGAAAAUCAAAAUCAUCGUCCCUGCCGAGAUUGAAGGCGACGGCGAUAACGUCGACGAGGAAGACGAUGAAGAACUGGAAAUGGGAGCAGGACGCAGAGGGGAAUGCGGCGGUGUUCGAGGCGGUUUUGUGCGAUAACACGAGCGGAGACGAGGUGGUCACUUGGAAGCCUAGAGGGGUUGGUGGAGAUCCGAAGACGAAGAAUGGUAUUUUCAGGAAGAGAUACUCUGGAGCGAGUAGGACCUUCAACAAGUCAGGAAGCGUUGUGUUUGCGAGGGACGAGUAUGGGGAAGAGGUCGGGUGGAGGCUGAGCAAGGAUAUGGAAGGUAGCGUGCUCAAAUGGAGGAUCGGAGGGAAGGUUUGGCUGAGCUAUUUCCCCUGCGAUGUACAAAGUUCUCAUUUUGAGACGAGGUGUGUAGAUUGGUGCGAUGAGGUCGACUUGCCCUUAAUUCCACCGGGGAAUUAAACUUAUAAUUUGAACCCUCUGUGUAGAAACUAGAAAGAUAGACGUUUCUUGUACUUGUUUUACUUUGUUAUCAGAAACCUGUGUAAGAACAAAUCUGUAAAGAAAUCACCUUCUCCCUUCUCUAAGAUGCAUUUAAUCGUAUUGUUAAGUUGAGUUUACAAGAUUUA
Macadamia integrifolia is the source of this 1985-nucleotide messenger RNA. RefSeq lists its product as uncharacterized. NCBI's taxonomy places the organism in Eukaryota, Viridiplantae, Streptophyta, Magnoliopsida, Proteales, Proteaceae. The record is from RefSeq and is a predicted model, not a curated record. The transcript has a single exon. Bases 211 to 1818 code for a protein of 535 amino acids.